Messenger RNA from Geodia barretti, 687 nucleotides. The record is from the annotation of a GenBank genome assembly. NCBI's taxonomy places the organism in Eukaryota, Metazoa, Porifera, Demospongiae, Tetractinellida, Geodiidae.
AUGGCAUCAAAGAUUCUGAUUGUGGAAGAUGAGCCUGAUAUUGUUGAAUUAUUAGUGUACAAUUUGGACCAAGCGGGCUUUAAGACUGAGGCAGUCUUUAACGGGGCAGACGCCCUUGACCGGGUAAAAGUCCAAGCACCGGAUCUCGUCCUCUUGGAUCUAUUGCUGCCCGAGGUGGACGGACUGGAGGUCUGCCGCACCUUAAAACGCGAUCCUGAGACUGCAAGCAUUCCCAUUAUUAUGCUAACGGCAAAAGGUGAAGCAAUUGACCGAAUUGUUGGGUUGGAGUUAGCAGCAGACGACUACAUCACCAAGCCAUUUAGCCCACGAGAAGUUAUGCUGAGAAUCCGUGCCGUGCUGCGUCACACACUCAACGCUCCGCGCAAUAAGCCUUUAAAUCAGAUCCAGAUUGACGAGUUGAAGAUUGAUUUGGACAGACACCAAGUAUUCAGCAAUGGCAGUGUUAUUGAUCUGACUGCCACAGAGUUCAAAAUUUUGUCCCUAUUUGCUCACUCCCCGGGACGUGUCUUUACGCGCAGCAUUCUGAUGGAUGCGGUUUGGGGACAAGAGUAUUACGGCAUUGAACGCACGAUGGAUACGCAUGUAAGUCGUUUGCGGCGCAAGUUGGGACAGUUCGGAGAACGGAUUGAGACAGUACAUGGGGUCGGCUAUCGGCUCAAGGAGUAA